AGCUAAAACAGUUAAAAUCUCAUUUCAGCUAAUCUUGGCUUCGAGGCUUGAGGUUUCCCCAGUCCAAAGCAGUGUGAGACAAUUCUCUUUGAACUUAUGAAAGUGCCGAUUUGUAGUAUUUCAUACUCCAUCAGAUUCAUCUCCAUCUGAAUUGCGAACACUCCACGAAUGUCUGAUUCGAAUCACCAAACACCCAUGUACGGAACCGAGGCCAUGGAUUCUCAACAAACACCACAGAAUCAGCAGCAGCAAGGGAGGGAGAUCCGAGAGCAAAACUACGACGUGGCGGCUGGGGAGGAGUCGAUAGACAACCCCCAGAUCCGAUUCGAAGAAUCCCACCCAAUCCCCGACGGCGCCGGCAGCAGCGGCGGCGACGGCGACGGCGGCGCCGAUGAUGGCGUUCAUCCCCUUUCUCUGUCCGUUAUUGGGUCUGAAAUUGCUCCUGUGACGGACCAGCUAACGCUGUCGUUUCAGGGCGAGGUUUAUGUCUUUGAUGCCGUUUCGCCUGAAAAGGUGCAGGCAGUUUUGUUGCUAUUGGGUGGUUUCGGUGAUUUUCCUCAACCUCUAAGGGCCACUUCUUUGACUCGGUUCAAGGAGAAGAAAAAAUAUCGAUAUUUUGGUCAGAAAACACGUUACAAUGUCCGAAGAGAAGUUGCACUUCGGCAGCAGCGUCGAAAGGGUCGGUUUACCAAGGUAGUUUCAGAUGAAAUGGUUUCUUCGUCAGAUAGGGAUCCAGUACAGGAUUCUGGACAAGAGGAAGAACAACCUUCAUGUGCGGCAUGUGUCCAUUGUGGUAUUAGCUCAAAGUCUACCCCGAUGAUGCGUCGUGGCCCAGAUGGCAAAAAGAGUUUGUGCAAUGCAUGUGGGCUCAAGUGGAAAAACAAGGGAGUUUUAAGAGACCUUUCAAAGGUUUCAGCUGGAGGAGGCCAGGAUCCAACUGUCAAGGCUAUUGAACAGAGUGAGGGUGAAGCUAAUGACUCCGACGUCAUAAACUCUGCGGCUGACAUCUUCAAUUUGUUGAAUGGUGAUAACUGAGCUGUGACUGUUGAACGAUUGAAGACAACUGGAGAAUCCAGGACAUUCAGGCUGCUUGUAUCGUGGGAGCUCAUUCUCAAUCGAUAGAAAAGAGCUACUCCCCUUUAGUUUAUCGUGAGUGGGUCUGUCGUCUUCCUCAUUAUAGUCCUCCAAGAAUCAAUAGCAUUUGGUUGGCUUACAUUCUGUCUUUUUACCGUAAUAGUCCUAUGCAUAGUAAUCGUUUAGUCCUAAUCAUGUCUAUCAAUAAAAUCAGACUAGCAACCAAGAAAUGGACGAAAUAGUAGUUAUAUGGUAAACUUCCCAGUUUUUCAAAAUUAGCUCAACUUUGUACCUUUCGGGUGUAUUGCGAACUUGCAUUAGCUCUUUUAUGUUUAUAGUGAUGGAGCUUGAUGGGGGAAAUAUAAGCGUUAUUUUGGCUGUUGUACACAACAAAUCUGGCUCAGUAAGAAUGGAAUUAUAUUUCCGCA
This is a messenger RNA of Rhododendron vialii, 1502 nucleotides long. RefSeq names its product GATA transcription factor 20-like. The transcript has 7 exons. Bases 169 to 1035 code for a protein of 288 amino acids. NCBI's taxonomy places the organism in Eukaryota, Viridiplantae, Streptophyta, Magnoliopsida, Ericales, Ericaceae. The record is from RefSeq and is a predicted model, not a curated record. Gene Ontology annotation, molecular function: protein binding; sequence-specific DNA binding; zinc ion binding. Gene Ontology annotation, biological process: regulation of DNA-templated transcription.